AGAAAUUACACAAUUCCGUUGCCUAUUGGGUGGAAUCCUCCAGGAGGUUGACACGGAGAGAGUGGCGUUUGCUGAAAUCAUAGGCGUGGUUUUGGAUGGAGAUGCUCCGUCUGCUCCCGCUGGGAUCCCCACCUGCCCUCACACCGCGUCUGUCACCGAGCCAGCUGGUAUUUUCCUGAGCGUCAGCAACCACAACAGGCAUUUAAUUAGAUUUUUAUUCUUGUCACAGAGGAUAUAGAUUUUUUUUUUCCUCCUUCGUCUGGGGUGUAGUGUAAUUACAGCCGUGUGGACGCGCGCCCGGUUUAAUCACCUCCAGAGCGGCGGAGGCGCACGGCACUUGGCGGAGAUAAACAAGAGCGGACGGCACGUCGCUUGGCCUCCAGGCAGCAGCGGCGGCAGCAGCAGCAGCGGUGGGAGAGGAACCACAGCGGAGACCCUGGUUCAUGUGCAGGGCUGUUCGACGCGCAAGUCGUGCCCGCAGCGGUUCGCGAGGAUGGAAAAUACACGCAAGAUGCCCAGAAGAUCGCCCUGGCUUGGCUUACUUGUGGUGGCGUCAGUUUUACUUUUAGUGGACAGCAAGAAAGCCAGGCCUCGCUGUCCCCAGUCAUGUACAUGUACCAAAGAUAACGCUUUGUGCGAGAGCGCAGGACUGAUCCCUCGCAGCUUCCCCUCUGAUGUCAUAUCACUAUCAUUCGUCAAGUCUGAAUUCACUGAAAUCCCGAAAGAGAGCUUCAUCCACACGCCUGCCCUGCACCUCCUCCUCUUCACAGCCAACAACCUGGAGUCUAUAAACGAGGAUGCUUUCCUCGGUCUUCCUCAUCUAGAGUAUCUAUUCAUUGAAAACAACCAAAUCAAGUCGAUAUCACCACAUGCUUUCCGUGGACUCAAAACCUUAGUGCAUCUGAGUCUUGCCUACAAUAAUCUCGAGACUCUGCCCAAAGAUUUGUUCAAGGGUCUUGAGGCCUUGACAAAAGUAGACUUGCGGGGGAACCAGUUCACAUGUGACUGUAAGCUGAAGUGGCUGGUGGAGUGGAUAUACAGCACCAAUGCUACGGUGGAUCAGAUUUACUGCAAAGGCCCGGCCUCGCAGCUGGACAAGAAGAUCAACGAUCUGGUGCCACAGUCCUUCGACUGCAUCACAACAGAGUUUGCUUCCUAUCAGUCCCUGAAGUUUGAAUCCAUAUCGGUGGAAGCGUUUUCUUUCAGGAAUGACCAGUAUGUGGUGUUUGCACAGCCAUUUAUUGGGAAGUGCAGCUUCUUGGAGUGGGAUCACGUGGAGAUGGUCUUCAGAAACUUUGAUGAUAUUGACAGCACAUCCACAGUGAUCUGCAAACCUCUGGUCAUCGACAACCAGCUCUUUGUUAUCGUGGCUCAGCUGUUUGGUGGCUCACACAUCUACAAGCGUGACACCUCUGCCAACAAAUUCAUCAAGCUCCAAGGCAUUGACAUCCUGAGGAUCCGCAAACCAAAUGACGUUGAAACAUUCCGCAUCGAUGGAGAGUCUUUCUUUGUCAUAGCAGACAGUUCCAAGGCUGGGUCCACCACAAUCUACAAGUGGAAUGGCAAUGGCUUCUAUUCUCAUCAGUCUCUUCACCCCUGGUACCGGGACACGGAUGUGGAGUACAUGGAGAUCUCCUCCAAACCUCACCUGAUCCUGUCCAGCAGCUCCCAGAGGCCGGUCAUUUACCAGUGGAACAAGAGCACCAAGCUGUUCGACAGACGCACCGACAUCCCAGAGAUGGAGGAUGUGUACGCCGUAAAGCAUUUCCAGGUCAAAUCCGACCUCUUCAUCUGCCUGACGCGCUUCAUUGGGGACUCCAAAGUGAUGCGCUGGGACGGGGCCCUCUUUAGAGAGAUGCAGACCAUGCCAUCUCGAGGCUCCAUGGUGUUCCAGCCCUUCGCUGUGGGCAGCUGGCAGUAUGCCAUCCUGGGCAGCGAUUACUCUUUCACCCAGGUGUACCGCUGGGAUGCCAAGGAGGACCAGUUUGUUCGUUUCCAGGAGCUGAACAUCCAGGCGCCGAGGGCCUUCUCUCCAGUUUCCAUAGACAACCGUCAGUUCUUGCUAGCCUCCAGUUUCAAAGGGAAAACUCAGAUCUAUGAGCACCUGGUCAUCGAUCUGAGCAACUGAGCAGUUAUUUCUUUCUUGGCUGAUUGGUUGUUUGGUUAUUUUAGUGUUUUUCUUUGUCUAAAGAAGGCUGUUGCAGCAGAUACAGUGCUGAACAACUGAUAAAGUGUUGAUCCUAGCUUGAGAAAGGCAGGCAUUACUCCUACUCAUUUUUAAAAUCUUCCAUUGAGAUCAGUGCACGAUAAGCUUAAAGACAAAUGCAUCCAUCUCGACCAAAUCUAUUUGUCCGAGAUGCAUGCUGAGUUCAAUGUACGCAUCUCAAGUUAGGAUUAAACCCAACAUGUUGUCAAGUCAUUAAUGCAUGACCAGGGCCUGACACAGGCUGUCCCAUCCUGAUUAAUGCAACAUCUACGUUCAUUAAUCCAUCAAAUCUAACACCGACCAGUAAAGUUUUUCCGUGUUCAGCCUUUCAUGUCACAAUGUUUAUACAUUUGUAAUCUCAUAUAUUUAUCUACAGAAAGUAAUAAUAGAAUUGUACUUUUUAACCUAUUAACAUGUUUAACUGAAGAAAUCUGCCAAAAUGAAAUGUUUACACUUUUCUGUCUUUCCAUUUGUAUGCUUAAAGAUUUGUAAAUGAAGCUUUUGUAAGUCUAAGAGGGACCAUGGCUGUUGGAUACAUUUGUUACAGAGAAUGAUUUAAAAUUAUGCUCAUAAUUUGAAAAAUAUAAACAAAUGUUGUGUGAGAGUCUACCUGUAUAUCCCUGCAACCUGCAUUUUUAUUGUUAAUGGUUUGUACAAUGUUUAAAAAGUAUUGAAAAUACAGUUUUUCUUAACUGGGAACUAUUUUCAAACGCUUUAGGGAACUGAAAUGAAAAAAAAUGAGGAUAUUGUUCAUCAUGCUUUACCUUUUGGCUAACAUGUAUGCAAAAUACAUCAACUGUGUCAUGAUUAGGACUAAUAUCAUGCUAUUUAGAGUCAAUAAAGGCUAUCAUUUCAUCUGA
Molecule: messenger RNA, 3066 nt
Organism: Stegastes partitus (bicolor damselfish)
Lineage: Eukaryota; Metazoa; Chordata; Actinopteri; Pomacentridae
Product: leucine-rich glioma-inactivated protein 1-like
Exons: 8
Coding region: 494-2128 (544 amino acids)
Biological process (GO): myelination
Molecular function (GO): protein binding
Source: RefSeq, a predicted model, not a curated record